AUGGCAAGCAAGGUCCCAUGGAGAGCGACUUUGAGCUCAACUCUUGAGCCUGCAAAGGCCUUGACGCGAGCUCGCGCUGGACAAAUCACCAGAGCGAUAUCAAUCUCCUCUCCUCGAAUGGUCGCAAUGCCCCAGGAGUCCCAUAACAUGAGAGAAGCCCCGAGAGACGCAAUUGGAACCCUCAAAGCGCCCAUCGUCAAUCCGACAGCCAAAUACCAAAGCAAGGCAGACAAUCUUCAUCGAUAUGGAACCUGGUUAAUGGGAUGCCUCCCAAAGUACAUCCAGCAAUUCUCUGUCUGGAAAGACGAACUCACCAUUUACAUUUCGCCAUCUGGGGUUAUCCCGGUCUUUUCUUUCCUAAAGUAUAAUACGGCUGCAGAAUUUACUCAAGUUAGUACUGUUACUGCAUGCGACUACCCUACCCGCAGUAAUCGAUUCGAGGUUGUUUACAACUUGCUCUCCGUUCGAUACAACUCUCGCAUCCGAGUCAAAACUUACGCCGACGAGUCAUCCCCUGUGCCAAGCAUCACCAGCCUAUUCGGCGGCGCCAACUGGUAUGAACGUGAAGUCUACGAUCUAUACGGCGUCUUCUUUACGGGCCACCCUGAUCUGAGACGUAUCAUGACGGACUAUGGAUUCGAGGGCCACCCUCUACGAAAAGACUUCCCACUUACGGGAUACACCGAGAUUCGCUAUGACGAGGAGAAGAAACGAAUUGUCACCGAGCCACUAGAACUUACCCAAGCUUUCCGAAACUUUGAAGGAGGAUCCAGCGCUUGGGAACAAGUUGGGUCGGGCGAAGAUCGCAAACCUGAGACCUUCAAACUGCCUGCUGCUAAGCCAGAGGAAAAGAAGUAG
Trichoderma harzianum CBS 226.95 is the source of this 858-nucleotide messenger RNA. RefSeq lists its product as hypothetical. The record is from RefSeq and is a predicted model, not a curated record. Gene Ontology annotation, molecular function: NADH dehydrogenase (ubiquinone) activity. The coding region runs from base 1 to 858 and encodes 285 amino acids. The transcript is spliced from 2 exons. Lineage: Eukaryota; Fungi; Ascomycota; Sordariomycetes; Hypocreales; Hypocreaceae.